This is a messenger RNA of Hemiscyllium ocellatum (epaulette shark), 834 nucleotides long. RefSeq names its product probable G-protein coupled receptor 139. Bases 1 to 834 code for a protein of 277 amino acids. Gene Ontology annotation, molecular function: G protein-coupled receptor activity. Lineage: Eukaryota; Metazoa; Chordata; Chondrichthyes; Orectolobiformes; Hemiscylliidae. The transcript has a single exon. The record is from RefSeq and is a predicted model, not a curated record. Gene Ontology annotation, cellular component: membrane. Gene Ontology annotation, biological process: G protein-coupled receptor signaling pathway.
AUGGCAGUGGCAGAUCUACUUGUGGUAAUGUUUGACGUAAUAUUUUAUGAGAUUAAUGACAUUUACUUCUCAUAUUCAUUUUUGAACUACACGCCAAUUUGGAGCCUUAACAUUGCCCUGCUUUGCACAGCAAUAGAUUGUUCUGUUUGGGUUACAGUUGCUUUCACUUUUGAUCGAUUCAUCGCCAUUUGCUGCCAAACGUUGCGAAAAAAAUAUUGCAAUGAAAGAACUGCAUCAAUAAUUAUAGCAACUACCUAUGCAUUGAGCUUUGUAGAAAACAUUCCAAUUUAUUUUGAAAAUGAACACUUGGAAAUGAUCGACAAUGCAACUUGGUUCUGCAAUGUAAAAUCGAGUCUCUUUAAUGUACCUCUCUGGGUAGCAUACUGUUUCGUUGACUUUACCCUAACACCAUUUGUACCAUUUGUACUGAUUGCGUUGCUCAAUGCUUUCACGAUUAAGCAUGUUGUGCAGAGUAAUAGAGUAAGGAAAAAGCUUCAGAGAAGUGAACGAGAAGAUCACAAUGAUCCUGAGAUGGAUAACCGGAGGAAAUCGAUCAUGUUACUGCUGGCCAUCUCUGGCUGUUUUAUAUUGUUGUGGACAGUAACUUUUGUACAUUCUGUGUGCACACAAUUCGUAGGCAUUCCAUUUUUCUCCAGAAAUUACAACGAUCCAUUCGCCAUCAUGGAGCACACUGGAUAUAUGCUUCAGUGUUUGAGUUCGUGCACAAACACGUUUAUCUACGCGGUGGCUCAGGUCAAAUUCAGAAGGGAAUUGAUGGCCAUCAUUGAAUAUCCAUUCGUUCUGACAAAGUCCAUGAUUUCGCAAAAUGGAUAA